AUGAACGGCCAAGAAUACGUCUACAAAGAACCAAAGAUCACUAGACUUGUAGAAAUCAAGGAUCGUCUACGUACACUCUUUGCCAAAAAGUUUGUACUUGCUGAAACUGCCAUACAAAUCAUUGAAGGAUCGAGUGUCGUCGAUCUCUCCAAACUCGACGAGAAUCAAUGCUACCUCCAAAUCACAUCGGUCACUCCAUAUUUCACGGCUGAAGAGAGCAAGUCAAGACGUACACCAUUUGAAGCUUGUGUCAAUCUUGCACGUUUCAUGUUUGAGACACCAUUCACUAUUAGUGGUGCAGGUCAAGGAAACUCGGUAGCCGACCAAUACAAACGCAAGACUAUCCUCACUGUUGCCAAACACUUCCCAUACACCAAAAAGAGAAUUAUCGUCACUGCCAAACAAGAAAUCAACCUCUCACCCAUUGAAAAUGCCAUUGAAGCAGUUGAUGCUCGUUACGAGACAUUAAAUGCUGAAAUCAAAACUCAACAACCAAACUUUAAAACAUUACAACAGGUUAUUCAAGGGUCGGUCAGACUUCAAGUCAAUGCAGGACCACAAGAAAUUUGUAGAACUUUCUUUUCAGAGACUGCUGCUGGAAGAGAUAGUUAUUCUGUUGAACAUAUCCAACGUCUCAAACAAUCUCUGUCCAACUUUUUGGGUGCAUGUGCUGAAGCAUUACUAUUUAACAAGAGUAACGUAGAUGUCAAUACUCCAUCAUCCAUUGAAUUCCAAGAAGAGAUGGAACAAGGAUAUGCCCAACUACUAGUAGGUAUGGAGCAAUACCAAGUCACACCACCCGAAGGAUCAUAUCACCCACUCCUUGCUCAAUCCACUCUUAGCAACUCUUCAUCAUCCUCUUCGAUCAGUGCAUCGUUAAAUGACAGUAAAGAUGAUCCAUCAUCUGACAUUAACAAUAGUUCACCAGCCUCCUCCUAUGGAUUCCUCUCUGUUCCAAGUAGAAAAUCAAUCACUCAACGUCUAAGUAAUUCCUUUAAAAAAGGUAGUCAUCUAUCUGAUUCUUUACCAAAUGGUGCUGAAUCAAUUUAA
Molecule: messenger RNA, 1050 nt
Organism: Cavenderia fasciculata
Lineage: Eukaryota; Evosea; Eumycetozoa; Acytosteliales; Cavenderiaceae
Product: DOCK family protein
Exons: 1
Coding region: 1-1050 (349 amino acids)
Biological process (GO): small GTPase-mediated signal transduction; positive regulation of GTPase activity
Molecular function (GO): guanyl-nucleotide exchange factor activity
Source: RefSeq, a predicted model, not a curated record